AUGCCCGGCCUGUCAGCGGAUGAGGGAGACGAAGGGGCCCCACCACCCUCGCAGUCUCACUUCGCCAAGUUUGAGCAUUUCACACCCAACGAGGCAGCAUCGUUUGACGACGAGUUCGCCCGCCUCGCCUCAUCCCAACAGUGGGUUCCUGGUUCCCAAGAAUACACCCGACAGCGCACCAUCGCGAUAAAGGAGGAACUCGAACUCCACUACUUCUCGCAGUCGCAACAGCUCGACGACAUCAACGAAGAAGAAGAGCUCAGCGCCGAAGAGAAGACGCUCAAGGGUUACCAAGCCCUAUGCCGCGAGGUCGGCAUUGAUCCGAGCGACUCGAUCGCCGAGUGCAAAAAACAGCUGAAGAAUACGCUGGUCAACAUUGUUGACCUCAUCGAUGCGCGGCGGACGGGCAAACGAGUCAAGGUGUGGGACAGCUUUGAAGAAUUCCGCGCCUAUACCCUCCUAGACGAAAAUAGGAUCGAUAUCCGCGAGGCAAAGAGGCCUCCAGGGUACCUUGCUUCGUUAUUGCGGCGUCUGUCGGGGCCCCCAUCACGCAAAAAACGCAACGUUCCUAAGGGUGGAUGGGGGUUAAGGGUGGUGUCGGGCCGUAUUACCAAAGCAGCCCAGCCAUCCGGCUAG
Molecule: messenger RNA, 636 nt
Organism: Thermothelomyces thermophilus ATCC 42464
Lineage: Eukaryota; Fungi; Ascomycota; Sordariomycetes; Sordariales; Chaetomiaceae
Exons: 2
Coding region: 1-636 (211 amino acids)
Source: RefSeq, a predicted model, not a curated record